This is a messenger RNA of Synchiropus splendidus (mandarinfish), 1287 nucleotides long. RefSeq lists its product as uncharacterized. Bases 391 to 1221 code for a protein of 276 amino acids. NCBI's taxonomy places the organism in Eukaryota, Metazoa, Chordata, Actinopteri, Syngnathiformes, Callionymidae. The record is from RefSeq and is a predicted model, not a curated record. The transcript has 3 exons.
UCUACUGUAACAGACACAGGAAUUUUUUUAUUGCGCCCUCUGGCACGGAAAGCCCUUGUUUUGCUCCGGUCCUGUGAUUAAUCUGUUCUUCUCAUGAUUCAUUAUGAUUAUUUCGUCAGCCAUAAUAUUGGCUGUAACUGAUGUGUCCUCCCGCCCAAACAGUCCCCACCACUCCUCUGAGAGAACUCACUGAUGUGUCACUUGUAUUGCACAGUCAAGAAAUCCAGCACAAGAGAUGUAUGAAACAGAUAGAGAAGCAAACAAUAACAUUUAUGAAGAGAAACAGCAACGAGAAAUGUAUAUUCAAACACAGGGGUGGAGACUGUUGAUCACGCCGUUGUGACACUGCCAAUCAUCAACUAAUGCCCAACACCUGUCCAAUGUUCUGGCAUGGUUGUGGGCUUGAUCACAAGACCUUCUGUCAUAUUCGAGUCUGCGUCUCUUGGAGGAUUUUUUUCCACCAACAAUUCUAAAAUGGGCUUCUUAAGUGCUGUGCUGCUGGUGUCUUUGUUAAGCUGGAACGCCCAAUGUUUUCCUCUUCAAGAAAGCUCUCAUGGGAACGGCGUGUCCAACGGCAAAUCUCAUCAGCAACUUCACUACGGUAGCUCUCAUACUGGCCCCUUUCAAUACUCAAGUGUUCCGAUCAAGGAGACAGAGCAGUACUUGAGCUCUGAAGCCCACUACAGUCCAACUCAAAUGUCCUCCACUGGAGGUGCUUGGUUUUCUCCUGAUGACUCCACCUCUACAUUGAGCUCACCUCCCAAAUAUGAUGCUGGAAUUCUGCCUCCAGUCUACCUGCCAGGGGAGAUCCUACACUACAAAGAGGUGUCUGAUCACGGUAAUGCAGACAGAGAAACGGAGGAGCACAUCACGGUGCCACCUCCCUAUGAACAGCAGCGAUAUCAGGCUGGUGAUUUGAUCCAUUAUCUGUCCAUCAGUGAAGAUGGAAGCCAUGAGAUGGAAACUGAAGAUGUCCCACGUCUUCCUUACGCACUGCUUCAGCCAGUUAGGGCAUCACAUAAUAGCCUCCGGAAUGAGAACCUGGACUCCCCAGUGCUGGAUGCCUACUCCUUUUAUCGGACAGGCCAGGUUCCUCCUGGAAUAUUGUCCAAGUUUCACUCUAUGUAUGAGACCGGUGGAGAUGACUGGGAUGAAGUUCAUUAUGAAAGACCCAGCUCUCCAUACGAUCCUCAGAAGUACUUCAAUUGGCUCUGGCGGUGAUGGGGUUUGUCGAUUUUUUCUUCAGAAAUUGUCAAUAAAAUGUUUGGCAACAAAACUGCUUCACGU